Molecule: messenger RNA, 651 nt
Organism: Encephalitozoon romaleae SJ-2008
Lineage: Eukaryota; Fungi; Microsporidia; Unikaryonidae
Product: Forkhead/HNF3 transcription factor
Exons: 1
Coding region: 1-651 (216 amino acids)
Biological process (GO): regulation of transcription by RNA polymerase II
Molecular function (GO): RNA polymerase II cis-regulatory region sequence-specific DNA binding; DNA-binding transcription factor activity, RNA polymerase II-specific
Source: RefSeq, a predicted model, not a curated record
AUGUUUGGGAAGGAGAAGUGUGGAGAUGAAGAUGGACUUCCAAGAUGUAGUGCCAAUGAAAGAAAGGGCUUUAGCCAUUCCUCAGACCCAGAUUCCCAUGACCAAGGAAAAAAGGGAAGACGCCCCGGAAUAUCCUAUGCAGACUUAAUAACAGAAGCUAUAGAAAGUAGUUCGGAAGGAAUGCUGACACUCAAGGAGAUAUACUCCUAUAUCUCUUCAAAGCACCCAUACUUCUCUCUUAAGAAAACAGGAUGGCAGAAUUCCAUUAGACACAAUCUAAGUCUGAAUAAAUCUUUCUAUAAGGUUCCAAGAACAUCAGUGAAUCCAGGGAAAGGCUCGUUCUGGAAGAUAAACUAUGAGUUCCAGAACAACAAGGGCUCUCAAAAGACCUAUAGGUCUAGGAAUAAAUAUUCGUUCAAUAGUCAUCGCGAUGCAGAAAAGAAUGUCAACUCAAUAUCAGAGCUUCUUGGGCCACAGCAGGGUUUCUUCGACAACAUUGGCGUUACAGAAGUCCCCUUUGAGCGCCACACAACUAUCUUUGAUGGAAAUUUAACAAGUCUCAGCGAUUGUCUCGAACAUAAUUACCAAAAAGAGUACUUCGACCACAACGACGAUGUCUCAAACGCAAACUACAUCUUCUCGUUUAGAUGA